Planococcus citri (citrus mealybug) is the source of this 1621-nucleotide messenger RNA. Its product is annotated as hepatocyte nuclear factor 4-beta-like. Bases 368 to 1528 code for a protein of 386 amino acids. NCBI's taxonomy places the organism in Eukaryota, Metazoa, Arthropoda, Insecta, Hemiptera, Pseudococcidae. The transcript is spliced from 8 exons. Gene Ontology annotation, molecular function: nuclear receptor activity; zinc ion binding; RNA polymerase II cis-regulatory region sequence-specific DNA binding. The record is from RefSeq and is a predicted model, not a curated record. Gene Ontology annotation, biological process: regulation of transcription by RNA polymerase II; cell differentiation; anatomical structure development.
GAAAAUUUUCAACUUUUUAUCUCCAUCCCCGUUUACAGUACCGACGGUUCCCGUUAUGAGUCACCCUUUCUUUUGUUGUGGUUGUUGUUGUUAUUCGCACGUACGCGAAAAUAAGACGUUAACAACGUAAACAACAAACCUGUUUACGUAGCUUAUGCAGUAUCAGACCAAUCAGACAACCCCACCACUAGCAAGGGUAACGUUUUCAGAAGUGCAUAAAACCAGCUUCUGAGUUUCAUUAUCGUUCAAAGUGAACUGGUUCAUCAACAGUGGCAUGUGUUAAAGUUAAAUUUCGCGAAAAUUUUUUAACAAUCCUAAAUAAUCUCGUUCCAGUUGAUUUAAUUCUUUUUUCGUCGUUGUUUUUAAAAUGGACAUUUUUCAAAAUAAUUUUGUUUCUUCAAAUUACUCGUACCCGUGGGACAAUUGGGACACCGUAUACCCAGACAACAGAGGUCCGUCCCCAACAACUCAUCAGAACAUUCCGAUAUUCUCAAUCGGGAAGUCAAAUGAUGCUGCAAACGUUGCUCCGUAUUGCUCUGUAUGCGGUGAUCAUGCAACCGGUAAGCACUACGGUGCGGCAGCUUGUGAUGGUUGCAAAGGAUUUUUCCGAAGAUGUAUCCGAAAAAAUCAAAAAUUCGUUUGCAGAUCCAAAACUGGUUGCAUAGUUGACAAAGAGAAACGCAAUAGUUGCAGACAGUGCAGACUACAGAAAUGCUACGCAGUCGGAAUGAAAGCAGAAUCUGUUCAAAGCGAAAGGGAUAAAAUAAGUCGCAGAAAAUCCAACGAAAAUCAAGAUUUUCCAGGUGAAAAUUCCUUCACAGCUUUGUUGAACGCGGAAACGGUUUUUAGAUACAGUGAACCUACUCCUACGAUUGAGUUGGAUUUCGAUUUUCCGGAAAGUAAAAUGGCUGACAUUCAAGACGUUUGCGAUUUGAUAAAAAAACAAAUUCAACUUCUCAAUAAUUGGUCCACAGAGAUCGCUGCGAUUUUCAAUAUCUCAGAAGACGACCGAAUCAAUUUGUUACGAGCUCAUGCAGGACGUAAUCUGCUGUUACAAUUAAGCCGACGUUCAGUAUAUUCGACAGAUAAACUGGUUUUGCCAAAUAAUCUUAUUCUGCUUAAAGAAGGAAAUGAAUACUGGGAAGCAUCAGGAUUCGACAUGGAUAAAAUCAUUACCAGGGUGACAGACCAAUUAGUGAGAUCGUUUCUCGAUAUUGAAAUGGAUGACAAGGAAUUCACUUGCCUAAGAGCAAUUACCUUCUUAGAUCCAAACGCUAAAAAUUUACAAGGAAAGGAGGCAGUAAGAAACCACCGUCGUGAAAUAACCACUUAUUUGGAAACUUGCAUCAACUCUAAACAGCAUGAUAUCGAAACCCGGGGACGAUUCGCAGAAAUACUUUCAACAAUCACGCCCCUCCAAUCAAUAAGCGAACAAAUGAUUGCUUCAAUACGAUAUGCCGUAACGUUCGGUAAUUUAAAAAUUGAUGAACUACUGCAAAACAUUUUUUUAGACGACGAUAUAGAAUAAAAUAUUUUAAACUAAUUAAGCAUUAAGGCAUUCAAGACUGAUUAGUAAGUAAUGGAUAACUGAAAAUUUUUAAAAUACAUUUUCAAGUAUGAA